Pteronotus mesoamericanus is the source of this 473-nucleotide messenger RNA. RefSeq names its product cytochrome c oxidase subunit 7C, mitochondrial. The record is from RefSeq and is a predicted model, not a curated record. Lineage: Eukaryota; Metazoa; Chordata; Mammalia; Chiroptera; Mormoopidae. The transcript has 3 exons. The coding region runs from base 136 to 327 and encodes 63 amino acids. Gene Ontology annotation, biological process: mitochondrial electron transport, cytochrome c to oxygen.
UUCUGCCCCAUUUCCCGUCUUCCCUUCCCGUACUUGCACGAAGGGGAACAAGGUCGCGAAAAAAGGACUUUGGGUGUUAGCGCCAUUUUUUCCGCUUUCAGUUUAUGCCCGUUUCUCAGGGCUUUCAACAGCAAAAUGUGGGGACGGAGCAUUCGGAGGUUCACAACCUCCGUGGUCCGUAGGAGCCACUAUGAGGAAGGUCCAGGGAAGAAUUUGCCAUUUUCGGUGGAAAACAAGUGGCGGUUACUAGCUAUGAUGACUCUGUACUUUGGAUCUGGAUUUGCUGCACCUUUUUUUAUAGUAAGACACCAGCUGCUUAAAAAAUAAGGAUCCAUGAAACAGAUACGAAGACGAGCAUUUUAGGAGGUGCAGUCUCUGAAAAAUGGAUCAAACUGUUGAACUCAACAUACUAGAUGUAUUUGUAAAUAAACUAAUGGCAUGAAUCCUUAAUGCCUCUUCUCUGAAAUACAAAA